UCAUCGCUACCCGCACUCUACCUUGACUAGUGCAUGGCCGAGGCCAUUCGGGACUCUCUUGUGCGAAAGGCCGGAUUGGACGGGUUUGACACGUCAGCGGUGACACCUUCAUCGCCUACAGCCAUGGCAUGGGCAUCGCGCUCGCUCAACAUGUCGCAGCUGCGAUCGCCGAUGCCGCACCCGCCUCCGUCGACGUACGACUCGCCGUCGGCCUCGUCGCCGUUCUUUGCCCGCGAGCCCGAGGUGGCUGAUCCGGGCGCUACAGCGUCGCCGACCCCAUCGCGGGCACGCAAGUUUGUUAUUACACUCGCGCCUGAAGACUCUGGGCCGAUGCCGGCCUCGCCGGGAUUUGCAUCGUACCUGACAGCGACCGGACCACCGCCGGCGUCGCCCCUGUCGGCUGCCGCCCGUGCCGCGCACGAGGGAGCGCGGGCAGCGGCUCGGAUGUCAGCCGCCGAGGCGCUCUCGCCGGUCGUCCUUGCCCGCAUGUCGUCGCUUGAGCGCGAGGUCUCGGCACUUCGCUCGGCCGAUGCCGAGGACAAGGCGCAGACGGCCGCCAAGGCCGAGGCCGCCAAGCUCGAGUCGGAGCUGGCGGGCAAAACCAAGGUAGCGCAGUCGCGGCUGGAAAAGGUGCAUCGGCUCGAGCUGCAGAUCCAGUCGCUCCGCGCGGAGAACCGCCACCUUGACGCGGUCCACCGGUCGGAAAAGUGCCACCUCAACGAACUCGUGGCCGAGCUCCGGACCCAGGUCGGCGACGAGAACGCGCUCCGUGACGAGCUCGCCGACACCAAGCGGCGCGCAGCCGAGGCCGGCGAGCGGCUGCUGGAAAAGGAGGCCGAGGCCGCCGCCCGUUCUGCAGAUCUCAUCCGCGCCCGUGCUGACAACGAUGCGCUGCGCGACGAGCUUGCCCGCGCUCGCGACACUGCGGCCGACCUCCGCACCGAGGUUGCCGCCAUCGAAGGCCAGCUUGCUGCCGGUCGCGAGGCCCAGCGCGAGCUUCGCUUGCUCCGGGUUGCCAAGGACGACGCCUCGAGCGAGGCCGCCGGUCUGCAGACCAUGCUCGAGCGAGCCAACGCCAAGGUAGCUCAGGCUGCCGAGCGCGCGGCAUCGGCGGAGGCUGCGCUCGCCGAAGCCCGCACUGAGAUCGCGUCGCUGCGAACGGCGCUCGACGCUGCGCGGGAACAGCACCGCGCCGACGUCAAGGCCCUCGAAGACGCGCACGCUUCCAAGCUCACCGAUACCCACGAGUCAGCGUCGGGCCGGGUCGCCACCCUCGAGGCGCUGCUGAAGGAGGCACAGGACAAGGCGGCACAAGCGGCUGCCGACCACACGGCCGAGCUCGCAGCGGUCCGUGCCGAAGCGCAGGAGGCCAUCAAGCAAGCCCAAGCCACGCUCCACGCAACCCACGCCGAUCACACCCAGACCAUUGCCGAGCUCCGCGCCGACCACGCGCGGCUAGUCCGCGACAUGACCGACGAGCACUCGACCAAGCUCCAGGAGGCUCUCUCGCACCACACCGGCAAGCUCCACGCCCAUCUCUCCGAGCUGCACUCUGAGGCGUCGGACAAGGCCGCGGCAGCAGCCAACGUGCACAAAAGCCUCAAGGAUGAGGCCGCAGACCUCAUCAACCGCCUCGACGCCGAGAUGGCCCGCAGCGAGCAGCUUGAGGCCCAGCUGGCCGCCGAGCGCGAGUCGGCUGCGGCCCGCGAGGCUCAGCUGGAGGCCCGCAUGGCCCAGCUCGCCGCCACUCACGACGAGGCAGUCGCCACUCGAGUGCCCAGGAGCCAGAUGAACGAGGCGUUGGCAAGCCUUGAGGCAUCCAAUGCUGCGCUCAAGGCGAGCGUGUCGGCUGCCGAGACGCGGGCGACGACCUUGGUCCGCGAGCGCGACGAGCUGCAGUCGCAGCUGGCGCGGGCGGAAGCACGCAUCGCCGCCCUCGCCGCUGGGAACGACCAGGCUGCCGAGCAGGCGCUCGAUGCCGCACGGGCCGCACGCGAGACCAAGCGCAGCCUCAAGGCACGGGUGGCCAAGCUCGAGGCUGCGCUCAAGGCGACGUCGAGCAAGCUGGCAGCGGCGCGCGAGGCGAAAAAGAGCCACUCAGCCGGCGCCCUCGACGAGGCCGAGCGGCUGCGCGGGGUGAUUGCACUCCGCGAGGCCUCGAUCGAGAGCUUGCGGACCAAACUCGCGUCAGAGGCCAAGCUCUUUGCGCAGUUUAAGGAGCAGACGGAUGCCCAGCUCGCCGACGCACAAGCCGAGGCCGACGAGCUGCGCGGACGGCUGGGGACCAAGGCUCGGACGGCGGCCGAGCUUGAGCGGUACGUGGCCCAGACCGAAGACAAGGUCGGCAAGUGGCAGAGCGCACUGGAGAAGAGCCGCGCAAAUCGCGCGCAGCUUGCCGCGCGGGUAGACUCGCUGACCCGCGACCGCGACGAGGCCGCCACCGAGCGCGACCAGCUCAAGUCGCGCAAUGCCAAGCUCACUUCGAUGCUCGCUGUCCUCCGCGAGAGCCAGGGCAGCGCCGAAGACGAGAUCGCCGCCGUCCGCGACGAGACGCGGCGGGUGAGUCGCGAUCUGCGCAGCGCCGAGACGCGCGCCGCCGACGCCGAGGCGCGGGCGGCGGCGGCGGAGCGGACGCUUGCCGAGCUCCGGACGCGAACCGAGGGCGAGAUUGCCGAGCUCCGCCGCGAGGCUGGGGCGGCGCGUGACCAGGUCCAUGCGCUCCGCGACGAGAUGGCCCGCCGGCAGCGGGCGGCGGUCGACGGCCUCCACCACAUCCAAGACGAGAUUGCGCACGUCGAGGUGUAA
Messenger RNA from Thecamonas trahens ATCC 50062, 2805 nucleotides. RefSeq lists its product as uncharacterized. The transcript has 2 exons. The record is from RefSeq and is a predicted model, not a curated record. The coding region runs from base 34 to 2805 and encodes 923 amino acids. NCBI's taxonomy places the organism in Eukaryota, Apusomonadida, Apusomonadidae.